UCACGGAAGAGCCUCUAUGAUGACUGUUGUUGAUAAGCCGUUGUUUAGUUUGUUUGUUUGUUCUUUUUAUGAGAGACUGCUGCAAGUCACGCCUAAUACCUGGAUGGAGAGGCUUGAGAGAGCAUUAUGUUUGGCUAUGUAUGUAUCGCGUUUUUAUCCGUAGUGUUGGCUGCGCUGUUUAUGCCUCGUGACUGGUCCACACAAUUUGGAAAUGAAUUGCCUCAAGUGGCACCUGUGCGGCUCCUAAGCAGGCGUGAGUUAUCACUGUACACCGGGGAGGAGGGCAGCAGGGGCCUUUAUCUGGCUCUCCUUGGCGAGGUGUUUGAUGUACACAAGGGCCACAAGCACUACGGACCCGGUGGUGCUUAUCACUUUAUGGCAGGUAGGGAUGCUUCCCUGGCCUUCGUCACUGGUGAUUUCACAGAAAGUGGGCUGACAGAUGAUGUGUCCAACCUGUCCCCACUGCAGGUGGUGGCCUUGUAUGACUGGCUGGCCUUCUAUCAUAACAACUAUGACCCUGUAGGUCGGGUAGUAGGCCAAUUCUAUAGUGAGAGUGGGCAGCCUACAGAGGCCUUGCGGCAGGUCAAGGCAUCACUAGCAGAGGGCCAGCGGCUCAAGGCCCAGUCCCAGGCUGAAAGGGAACAAUACCCAGCCUGCAACUCAGAGUGGAGCGCUGCCAGGGGAGGAAGAGUCUGGUGCUCCAACAAGAGUGGGGGAGUGGAAAGACACUGGACGGGUGUCCCCAGGAAGCUCUUCUCUCCUGGCUCCAGCAGCUCCCGUUGCAUCUGUGUAAGGGACCCCUCUACAGCGGAAAAUCCCAACCUGCAGGAAUACGAGGGCUGCCCUCCAAAUGCUGAGUCAUGUCCUGUUGGAGAGUAGUGGGCUCUGCACUGACUCAUAUGUCAUGGAACUAAUAAGACUCCUGCCAAUGCUGCAGGCUGUGAUAUAGGGACUUUUCCUCUGUGUUGUCAAUGAAGAACCUGUUCGCAAACAUGAUCAAAAUCACAUAAAGGUGAAGAAAACAAGGAUAGGAGGUAGAGACAAGAGAAACGCACACCAUAUUCUUAUUUUGAUGACCUUUAUGUAAAGUUGUCCUCCCUUUCUCUAAAAGGAUACACCAGGAAGAAACAGGCUAGAUAUCUGAGCAUACAGAUACAAUACAAUGUGCAUAAAAGAUUAAACAAUGUGCAUAAAAGAUUAACAGAGGCAAGAUUUAAGUUUGUCACAAUGACAAGCACAAACUGCAUUAAGUACAAAACAGUUGUAGUGGUCAAAAAUAUUACACAUUUAUCUGUACAAUUUAACAAUACCUAAAGUGGCCCCACUACUUGGCCAUCUCGCCACUCCACAUUCUCCCAAAUGAUCAGAAAUGUCAUGUAAUCUUGAUAAAGUGCACCUGUUAGGCUUAGAAAUGAUUAAGCAUUACAUGUGAUGGGUCAAGACAACAACUUGACUUGAGGCAACAUUGCAGGAUAAUUUUCUCUCGUUCCAAUGAAGACCUCAACAGGCCAAAAACUGAUAAAAUGGAAUGUAAUAAUUUGGUGACAGAUUUUGGAAACAUGAUUCAUGAUUAUGACAGUAACACAUAAAGGCUACAAAUUAUAUGACAUGCAUAGGCAUAACAGGUAUUUCUGUAACUCCACGAGGAUUAUUAUCUUGUUUUAGGGAUGUUUGUGGUCCUCAUGAUAAAAAAAAAAAAAAAAAAGGUUUAUUAGAUCACAUUUUAAAAACUGCACUUUACCAUCAAAUCAUUUGGGCUGAUGCUUGUAAAUGGUACACCAUGUUCCAACCACAUGGGGGGAAAAACACUGGAUUUCUAAAUAUGAAAUAAACUUGAUCCAUCUCGAUUUUA
Messenger RNA from Myripristis murdjan (pinecone soldierfish), 1852 nucleotides. RefSeq names its product cytochrome b5 domain containing 2 (gene cyb5d2). Bases 127 to 879 code for a protein of 250 amino acids. NCBI's taxonomy places the organism in Eukaryota, Metazoa, Chordata, Actinopteri, Holocentriformes, Holocentridae. The record is from RefSeq and is a predicted model, not a curated record. The transcript is spliced from 4 exons. Gene Ontology annotation, cellular component: membrane; endomembrane system.